This is a messenger RNA of Nerophis ophidion (straightnose pipefish), 3238 nucleotides long. It is a transcript of the gene rad51d, whose product is annotated as RAD51 paralog D. The record is from RefSeq and is a predicted model, not a curated record. Bases 376 to 1503 code for a protein of 375 amino acids. The transcript has 12 exons. Gene Ontology annotation, cellular component: replication fork; centrosome; Rad51B-Rad51C-Rad51D-XRCC2 complex. Lineage: Eukaryota; Metazoa; Chordata; Actinopteri; Syngnathiformes; Syngnathidae. Gene Ontology annotation, biological process: reciprocal meiotic recombination; telomere maintenance; double-strand break repair via homologous recombination. Gene Ontology annotation, molecular function: four-way junction DNA binding; ATP binding; ATP-dependent DNA damage sensor activity.
UACGAAACUACACUACCCGUGAUGCAUUGCGACUCCCUAGGUUGAAUGUCAUCAGAAGCGGUCGCGUCAAGCAUUACUUAAAAAGGAACUGUUAAAACAGUAUUAUUAUUAUUAUUUUUAUUUUUCAACUCCAUAAACCACAUAGCGAGCCUCAAGAAAGUCCACCCGUGCUAUGCGGCGUGUCCUUAUAAUCCGACAAAACGGCCUCAGGCGGCGAAAUUGCCCAAACUGAGCUAGCAACGAUGCUAAAAACACGAGUAGCUAGCUACCCUGCGCGCUUGCUUGAUUGACAGCUACUUCAAGUUUGUAUUUAAACUUUUUUAAAAACUCGCUCAUUUAUUUGGACUGGCUGUUUCUCGACAAUGAGUGACUAUCAUGGUGCUCCUGAGAGAAGGGAUGUGUCCUGGACUGGAUGAAGUUUUACUACGCCGCUUGCGAGAGGCUCAUAUUAAAACAGUGGAAGACCUGGUCUCGUCCAGCACCGAAGAGCUUGCACAGAAAUGCUCUGUGUCAUAUACGGCUCUGCUAACCAUCCGCAGAGUGCUGCUGGCACAGCACGCCGCCUUCCCGGUGUCGGGCGCCGAUCUCUAUGAUGAACUGCUCAGCUCCACCGCUAUUUUGUCCACUGGGAAUCCCAAGACAAGCACCUCUUCUUCCUCCUCCAUCGCCUCCUGGUAUCUUCCUACGCUCUUUACAAUCGCGACGAGAGCGUCCCACCAAGCGUCCAUCGCCGACUGGGGCCCGUGUUUAACUUUCAGCUUGGAUGUUUUACUGGAUUCAGGCGUGUACACCGGAGAGAUCACAGAGUUAGCAGGUGGACCAGGAAGUGGCAAGUCUCAGGUGUGUUUUGGCGUGGCGGUGCACAUUUCGCACCACCUGAGGCAAAAGGUGGUCUACGUGGACACCACAGGGGGUCUGUCGGCGAGUCGCCUUCAGGAAAUGUUGCAAAGCGAGACGAGCAGUGCCGAGGAGCAGAUGGAAGCUCUGCAGAGGAUUCACGUCCAUCGUGUCUUUGACGUUUAUUCUCUUCUACGGUGUUUGCAUCGUCUUCGCAGUGGAGAACUCCAGCAGGCGUGCGGCGGCGGCGUUGGCGGCGGUUCUGUCAAGGCGCUGAUUGUGGACUCUGUGUCGGCCGUGAUCGCUCCUCUGCUGGGAGGAAAACAUCAUGAAGGCCCGUUCAUGAUGAGUCAGGUGUCGGCAGCUCUGAAGACGAUCGCUAAAGAUUUCAACAUGGCCGCUUUAGUGACCAAUCACGUGUCGAGGAACGCCGACGGCGAGCUGCAGCCGGGCCUCGGCGUGUCUUGGAGCCACGUCCCCAGAACCAGAGUUCUGCUGGAACGAUCUCCAACCGUUGCCCUCCGCACACCCGCACUGCGCUCUGCCACCAUCAUCAAGUCCUCCAGAAGGCCUUGUUUCAUCCAAGCUGAGUUUGAUCUUCAGUGGUGGAGUCGCUCCAAGCACGGAGCAACAGGCAAGAGGAAACUGCACCAAACGGAUUCCUGACAAAGAAUCUUCAGUCCCUAGGUUACCAUGGCGAUGAUGUGACGCUGUCGGUGAAUGAGAAAGAGUGGUUCUAUUAAUGACUUUAACACAAAGAAGAAAUAAUCCAGAGACGCUAGCAGGGGGCGACCACACGGCGCCUGCGGAUGCACUCCCAUAUCCACCGCGCCGACACUUUCUGCGCCCGGCUGUCCUCCACGGGCUCGCUCAUCGUGUGCGUGGCCGAGGUGGAGUUGUACUCGGCCACCAGGUCACCGUCGUACGCCACAAAAUAACGCCGUAACUUGUCAAAGUCGUCAGCGCCCGCAGGCAGGAAGAGCUUCACCCCACUGAAGAUGUCCAACAGCGUCUGCAAGAGUGUGAAUCAGGCCCAUUUUAAUACAGGUAUUUCAAAAACAUGAAGUGUUUAUUACCCAACAUGCUUCACUGCCUGUGGGACUCUUUUUUUUUUUUUUUUAACCAAUAAAUUGCAAUCUAGGUUAUUUAAAUAACUGUUUGCGAUUGUACAAUAUGUGACCAUUAAUGAUGAUUACUGAAGGGAAUUACAUUUAAUGGCACUUUUCUCUAGAGCAGUGUUUUUCAACCUUUUUUGAGCCAAGUCACAUUUUUUGCAUUGAAAAAAUGCGCCGGCACACCACCAGCAGAAAUUAUUUUAAAAUUGAUACUCACUUAACAGUAAAAUGUGGUUGUCGCAAUUGUUGGAUAUGACCUUAAAGCAUAAGCAAGCAUGCAUCACUAUAGCUCUUGUCUCAAAGUAGGUGUACUGUCACCACCUGUCACAUCACAUCAUGACUUAUUUUCACCUUUUUGCUGUUUUCCUGUGUAGUGUUUUACUUCUUGUCUUGCACUCUUAUUUUGGUGGCUUUUUCUCUUUUUUUGUUGGUAUUUCACUGUAGCAGUUUCAUGUCUUCCUUUAAGCGAUAUUUCUACUUUGUUUUAGCAAUCAAGAAUAUUUCAGUUGUUUUCAUCCUUCUUUGUGGGGACAUUGUUUAUCAUCAUGUCAUAUUCAGUUGUACAUUGUAGACGCCGUCUUUGCUCCACAGUAAGUCUUUGCUGUCGUCCAGCAUUCUGUAUUUGUUUACUUUUGUAGCCCGUUCGGUUUUAGUUUGGUUCUGCAUAGCCUUACCUAAAGCUUCAAUGCCUUUUCUUAGGAGCACCCACAUUUUGAUUAUUUUUGGUUUAAGCAUUAGACACCUUUUUACCUGCAUGCUGCCUCCUGCUGUUACCGACAUCUACAAAGCAAUUAGUUACCGGCUGCCACCUACUGAUAUGGAAGAGCUCUAGACAGCACCGACACUCAACAACAACACAUCAAUUGCAGAUUAUAAUUACUGGUUUGCAAAAAAUAUUUUUAACCCAAAUAGGUGAAAUUAGACAAUCUCCCACGGCACACCAGACUGUAUCUCACGGCACAGUGGUUGAAAAACACUGCUCUAGAGCGUCAACGUGCUUUACAAAGUGAAACCUAUAAUUACAACUUUAAGCUACAUUUAAAUCAGUGCCUGUGGGUAAAGUGUCUUGCCCAAGGACACAACGGCGGUGACGAGGAUGGCAGAAGCUGGAAUUGAGCCUGGAACCCUCAAGAUGCUGACACAAAAGCUCUACCAACUGCGCCGAACGCCAUUUAUACUUGUGGUGUCAUAAAUUAUUGAUUUUCAAAUGAAUUGCAAUUCAAACUUGUAACUAUUUUUAAUCUAAAAAAUCAAUAAAAACAAAGUAACUUUUCUUUUUAAAUAUA